Molecule: messenger RNA, 1093 nt
Organism: Diospyros lotus (date-plum)
Lineage: Eukaryota; Viridiplantae; Streptophyta; Magnoliopsida; Ericales; Ebenaceae
Product: 40S ribosomal protein S11-like
Exons: 6
Coding region: 111-590 (159 amino acids)
Biological process (GO): translation
Cellular component (GO): ribosome; cytosolic small ribosomal subunit
Molecular function (GO): structural constituent of ribosome
Source: RefSeq, a predicted model, not a curated record
ACCCCAUCUUCCAACAUAUUCCAAUUGGGGGUUAGGGUUUCUGGUAGUUACAAAGAGCGUUUCAUCCUCGGUCCUCUUGAGCUCCUCGUUAUCUCGGAGAAUCAGCGAUCAUGGCCGAACAGACGGAGAAGGCGUUUCUGAAGCAACCCAAAGUGUUUUUGUGCUCGAAGAAAUCUGGGAAAGGGAAGAGGCCUGGUAAGGGCGGGAACCGCUACUGGAAGAGCAUUGGUCUGGGAUUCAAGACUCCCAGAGACGCCAUUGAAGCAACAUACAUUGACAAGAAAUGCCCCUUCACUGGUGAUGUCUCAAUCCGAGGCCGCAUCCUAGCUGGCACAUGCCACAGUGCCAAGAUGAUGAGAACCAUUAUUGUUCGAAGAAACUAUCUCCACUAUGUUAAGAAAUACCAAAGGUAUGAGAAGAGGCACUCAAAUAUUCCUGCACACGUCUCCCCAUGCUUCCGUGUGAAGGAAGGAGAUCAUGUUAUCAUUGGCCAAUGCAGGCCUUUGUCGAAGACAGUGAGAUUCAAUGUCUUGAAGGUCAUCCCUGCUGGAUCUUCCGCUGGUGGAAAGAAGGCUUUCACUGCCAUGUGAACUUUGUCUGGCCAAAUUUCAUUGGAAGAAAGUAGUCAGGGAUCCUGUUGAAGAUUGCACAAUUCUUGUGAUGCCCAUUCUAUUUCUCUUCAGCAUCAAUUUUGUUGUCUCCCGGCAUCAUUUGACAACAUUUUUUCAGGGUUAAUGAAGACAUGGUAUCUGAAUCUAUCUUAAAUUAAACUUGGAUGUACACUACCACAAUAUCGUAGCAUUUUCUUUUUGCAUUCCACGAUAAGUUAAACGAUCUAUGCUAUAUGAUUAAACAUGCAUGAAUCUCCCCGUGUGGGAAAUAAGAUUCAAUGUCUGCAGCACAUAUCAAAUGACCAAAGCGCUAUGUUUGACUGUUGAGAUGCUGUAUUAUGUGUGUUAUGCUUGUUGCCCAAAGAAUAAGGAUAUCUCCUCCCCUCGGGGCUAGGGCGCUCCACGGGGGGUAUUCACUGGUUAUGUCACAUGUAGCUUAAUCCUUGUUCAAUUUAGCUGGAACUUGUCAGGUGCUGCAUGCC